Molecule: messenger RNA, 1714 nt
Organism: Syzygium oleosum
Lineage: Eukaryota; Viridiplantae; Streptophyta; Magnoliopsida; Myrtales; Myrtaceae
Product: probable aminotransferase TAT2
Exons: 7
Coding region: 130-1374 (414 amino acids)
Biological process (GO): amino acid metabolic process; biosynthetic process
Molecular function (GO): transaminase activity; pyridoxal phosphate binding
Source: RefSeq, a predicted model, not a curated record
AAAGUAGCACAGUGCAACGUGCCAAACCGACUUCGUCGGUCUGUAAGUCCAUUUUCGAACGCAGUUUACUUGUCAUUCCUAAGUUCGAUCCAAUCCAAACCAGAGGAAGGACUCAAAGAGGAAGAAGAGAUGGAGAACAAAUGGAGUAGACUCGGAUUCGCGAAGAGCACGGAAUCGCCCGUCACCAUAAUGAACGUGUGCGCUAUGCUGAAGCAGAACCUCAAUGCGGCUUACCCCAGACCUCCUGUUUUGCUCGGCCAUGGCGACCCUUCUGCAUUCCCGUGCUUCCGCACGUCUCCGGUCGCCGAGGAAGCCGUUGUCGACGCUCUCAAGUCAGCCAAGUUCAACUCCUAUGCCCCUUCUCUGGGUCUUCUUCAAGCUAGGAGGUCAAUCGCCGAAUACCUUUCGCGUGAUCUGCCCUACAAGUUAUUGCCAGAUGAUGUCUUCGUGACCAGCGGCUGCAAAGACGCCAUCCAAGUCAUGAUCAAUGUCCUUGCUCGAGCUGGCUCAAACGUAUUGCUUCCGAGGCCUGGCUUUCCGCGGUACGAGACUUUUUGUGCUUUUAGUCAGCUCGAAGUCCGCCAUUAUGAGCUUCUUCCAGAGAAAGGCUGGGAGGUGUGUCUUGAUUCGAUCGAAGCCCUCACGGACGAGAAAACCGCUGCUAUUGUUGUAAUAAAUCCGGGCAACCCUUGUGGAAAUGUAUAUAGUCAUCGGCAUCUGAGAGAGAUUGCAGAGACUGCAAAAAAGCUCGGGAUUCUUGUGAUAGCUGAUGAAGUUUAUGGCCAUCUCUGUUUCGGAGACGAUCCUUUUGUGCCGAUGGGCAUUUUUGGAUCUGUUGUGCCUGUGAUUACGCUUGGAUCUAUCUCGAAGAGAUGGGCCGUCCCGGGUUGGCGACUUGGUUGGAUAGCGAUAAAUGAUCCUCUGAAAAUGCUUCAAGAAUCUGCGAUUGUGGAGUGCAUUAAGAUCUGUCUUGAUUGUUCCCCUGAACCUGUUACCUUCAUUCAGGGAGCUAUUCCAAAGAUCCUUCAGGACACAACAGAGCAAUUCUUUUCAAGUACUAACAGCAUUCUAAAGGAAGCUGCGGAGAUAUGUUUCAAUAAAGUUAACGAGAUUCCGUGCAUUGCUUGUCCGCACAAGCCGCAGGGGUCUAUCUUUGUAAUGGUCAAACUAGAUGUUUCACUCCUGGAAGACAUAAAAGAUGAUAUGGAUUUCUGCCUGAAGCUCGCGAAGGAGGAAUCUGUAGUCGUCCUGCCCGGGACCGUGGUGGGGAUGAAAAAUUGGCUUCGCAUAACUUAUGCCGUCGAGCCACUAUGCCUCGAAGACGGCCUCGAAAGGAUAAAAGCUUUCUGCCAUAGGCGUUCCGCGACGCCAUAGCCUGCACCUUUCUCUCAAAAUUGUGCAACUAGUCCUGCUCGUCCGCACCUAUGGGAUCAUCGACUCGCGCAACCAUCGCUGCCAUGUCGUAACUUACUUUAUCAACAAAUAAUUAAGAGCUGAUGUGUAAUAAUGUGUUCUGCUCGACCGGUGAAGUCCUCUAGUUGAACUUUCAUCUUCAAAGUGACACUUGAGGCAGCAUCCAAUCAGGACGCAAUCGGUCAUUAUCUGAUCAGUCUCAACGAGUAACGUAUACUUUGUUCUAAAUUCAUGUUAAGACCCAUCUUAAAAUUCUAGUUAAAACUAUAAGCACCGCCUGGGAUCGUGUUCGGGUUUUUGG